Molecule: messenger RNA, 4623 nt
Organism: Mus pahari (shrew mouse)
Lineage: Eukaryota; Metazoa; Chordata; Mammalia; Rodentia; Muridae
Gene: Rem1
Product: RRAD and GEM like GTPase 1
Exons: 4
Coding region: 97-1284 (395 amino acids)
Biological process (GO): negative regulation of high voltage-gated calcium channel activity
Cellular component (GO): plasma membrane
Molecular function (GO): calcium channel regulator activity; GTPase activity; GTP binding
Source: RefSeq, a predicted model, not a curated record
ACUGAAGGGUAGGGACCGGUCUGGCGGGCAGGAUGAAUACACUAUAGAUGCUUUAGAUGGCUCAACUUGCUACAGCCCUCUCUGCCUGUGUGUGUCAUGGGGAAAGGGGUUAUCUUCGGAACCUGGGAAUCUGCUUCGGGUGUGCACAUCUGUGAGUGUUCAGAGCCUAUGCCCUCGACCCUUCUAGACCCGAAACCAGCAGCCCCGGAACCCAAGGAGCUGAAGAGUUUCUUCCCAGUUGAACCUGAGAGGGCUCUGGAGGAAAUUAUUUCCACCGUUUAUCAGGCCCUAAGAAGGGACUCCGGGCUACGGGUUACAGACUUACUGUCCAGCCCACUUCAUUUGGAAGGAAGGAAGAAACCAGGGAAGCUAGAGAUUUCCUCACAGAGGAUGACUCUUAACACCCAGAAGGAAGCAAAGACCACUCUGCGACGUCGAGCCAGCACGCCACUACCCUUGUCGUCCAGGGGCCACCAGCCUGGCCGCCUGUGCACUGCACCCCCUGCACCAACCCAGCAUCCCCGACUGGGUCAGUCAGUCUCCCUCAACCCUCCCGUCCGGAAACCCUCCCCUGCCCAGGAUGGGUGGUCCUCUGAAUCCAGCGACUCCGAAGGCUCUUGGGAGGCACUCUACCGGGUGGUGCUUCUUGGAGACCCUGGUGUUGGGAAGACUAGCCUGGCCAGCCUCUUCGCAGAGAAACAAGACCGAGACCUUCCCGAGCAGCUGGGAGGUGUGUACGAGAGAACGCUGUCGGUGGACGGAGAGGACACCACUCUGGUGGUCAUGGACACCUGGGAGGCUGAGAAACUGGAUGAAAGCUGGCGCCAGGAGUCAUGCCUGCAGGCGGGCAGCGCCUACGUCAUCGUGUACUCCAUAGCGGAUCGCAGCAGCUUUGAGAGCGCCUCGGAGCUCCGAAUCCAGCUGAGGCGCACGCAUCAGGCCAACCACGUGCCCAUAAUCCUGGUGGGCAACAAAGCCGACCUGGCCCGCUGCCGGGAAGUCUCAGUAGAAGAGGGCCGCGCCUGCGCCGUGGUGUUCGACUGCAAGUUCAUUGAGACUUCGGCCACUCUGCAGCACAAUGUGACAGAGCUCUUCGAGGGCGUGGUGCGCCAACUGCGCCUGCGCCGCCAGGACAAUGCGGCCCUGGAGACACCUUCACCUCGACGACGGGCCAGCUUGGGCCAGCGCGCCCGCCGCUUCCUGGCACGCCUGACAGCACGCAGCGCACGACGCCGGGCACUCAAAGCCCGCUCCAAGUCCUGCCACAACUUGGCUGUGCUCUGAGGCCAGCGCAUCUCUGGGGUGAUGGGACACUAUGGUGCCACUGAGGAGAAAAGGUGCGUUGUUGGAGUCCUCUUGGUCGACCUUGCCUGUUGCCAGAAUGGCAAUAGCAUCGCCAGGAGCCAGUGAUUUGGGGAUGUUUCCUGCCGGGCGAAGAGAUAAAUAGGCAGACUAUGGGGCUAUAAACCCAAGCUAGGCACAAGGUUUUUUGUUUUUGUUUUUCUUUUUUUACAGGGUGGGUGUCCUUUUGUAAAUAAAAAAAUAAAAAAAUUUAAAAAGUAAAAUAAAAUCUUUCUUGUCCCUGGGCUGCGACCAACUCUCAGAAUGUACCACAAUAAGCCGGCCCAGGAUGUCCUGUCUGAUGUGUGGAGGUCUCUCCGUGGGCUCUUCCAGGCAUCUCCACUCUCUCCCCAGACAUCUAACUUGACUGUAGACUGGCUUGGCCUGCUGGCCCAGAUGUCUUGGACAAUCAAUAAAGUCAGUGAAUUAAUUAUAGGCUCAGGCCCUCCUCCCAACUGCCGGAUUUAGUUUCUACCCCAAGGCCUUUGAGGGAGACACACAGUGGAUCACAUUCCCAACACAAUGCUGAAUGACCUCCUAUUUCCUUCUUAACUCAUUUAUUUUAGAUUCUAGAACCACAAAAAUGUCUAGACUGGCACUGUAAGAGCUGCUGAUUGUGUGAGCUGACCAUGCCAAGGUAUCAAUCUGUCAUGUACGCUAGGGCGUCCUACCACGGAGCCGAACACCCAGCCCCUGUUAUUUUCAUGCAUGUGUGUGUUGUGUCUGUGCAACACUGGAGAGUGUGGCCCCUAACCUCCUCUGGCUGCUUAGGAAAAGGGGGUUCAGAGAGGGAAAGCAGGAGCCCAUAAUCACACAGCUCUUCUAAGUGAGGCCACCUAGAUCCCAGGUCCCUUGAGCCCCUGGCCACAGUUCUCCUCAGGAGGCAGUGGGGUGAAUAACUCAGUAAUAAAGAGCCAAGGAGAAGUCCCGAGUUCCAUCCCCAAAACUCAAGCAAAAAGCCAGCAUGGCACUACAAUACUAUAAUCCAGCACCUAAGAGGCAGGAACUAGUGGAUCCCUGGAACUCACUGGCCAGCCAGCCUGCCUUAUUUGGUGAGCUCAAGGCCAGUCAUGCUUUGUCUCUGGGGGAAAAAAAAAAAAAACAGACAGUAGGCAGAUGACCUCUGGCCUACACACACAUAGAGUGACAGGAGGUAGAGGUGUGACUGAAGGGUCAUAAGUUUGAUUCUAGCACUGCAAGGGGGUUCAGAGUAAAGGUACUAUGUUGGAAUAGCGGUACAUGCCCGUAGUCCAGAACUCAGUGAAUUGAGGCAGAUGAAUUGAGGCAGUCUAGCAGAAAAGGGAGGUGGAAGUUAGAUAAAUACCCAUAAUGCAGAAGGAAUGCAGAUGCAAGAGGAUCCCCCUGAAACUUCAAAAUCAACCUGGUCCACAAAGCGAGUUCAAGUUCCAAGCCGGCGAGGUCUAUGUAGCCAGCUGCUAUCUCAAAACCGAGGGAGGACACCAAUUUCCUAACACAAUUUUGCAUAUAAUCUGAGGGGGCCGGGCAAGAAUUCCGUGGAACUCAGUCCAUUAAUCCCAGGAUGGACACUAAUUUAGUUCAGUGCAUUCAUCUUCCAAAUGUGGAAAGUGAAGCCCUGAGACAGGCAGAGAGUACUCCAGAGUCAUCCAGCCAGUGAGUUCUGGGCUCUCCCUCAGGACCCAGCCCCCUCCUCUGACCUCCCUUGGCUGUGAGGGAUGAGGGACACAGUGAGGCUUCCCGCCUGGCUGAGGACCCAGCUGGGUGUAGGGGUCGGGUCAGGAGUUUCCAUCUCGGGGAGGAUGGGGGAGGAGGGACUGUCACAACUUUGAGAAGAGAACAAGAUGCAAACUGUUUAGACCAUCCUGCCUCAGACUUCUGACACCCCUGCCUCCAACCAGCUGCCCCCCACCAGACUCCUGGACCCUACACAGAAGUCACCCGUGAACCAGUGCAAAGGAUGAGGCACAGAAAAAUCAUACUUUGAGGUGCCCAGUUCUCCGAUGCUCACCGCCUACUCACUGGUCACCAGUUAUGCCCAGGAAGCAGAGGAGGGUCUCCCCGCCCCCGAAGUCGUCUCCGGCCUGCGGUUGAGAAUGGGGGUGGGAGGCUGUAACUGUGGAAAGUUGGCAGAGGCCACCGGCAGCAGCCGGGAGAGUGGAAAAAAUGAUAUCAAACCCGGAAAAAUGCAGGCCGGAUGGAGGGCUGGGUGCGAGGGAGGGGGAGGGGAAAACAGCUGCCUGGACGGAGAACCAAGAGAGGAGGCCAACCAGAGUUUCCCAGCGGGCCUUGAGAACCAUGAACGAGCGCUGUCCUUCCCUUCGUUCUUGCGCCACGGGUUUUAUUGAGGGACUACUAUGUGCCAAGGCUGAGAACCAGGCCCUGGGGAGACAUUGCUGGCUGCCUGAAGCUCACCCCAGAUGGUGGGAAGGUACGUUAGAGAACAGGGAUUAAGGGGUCAUCAGGGAGGGCUCCUCAAUUCACCCAUGAGGAAGGUGAAGCCAGAAAGAGGAGAGGUCUUCCACCAGGCCACUCAGAAUGAAAAGGAAGCCAGGAUAGGAAAUGUGGCUAUGUGGACAGGCGAGCACAUGCAGCCAGGGGUCAACAUUUGAACUCUGUUCCCUCCCCUUUCUCUGUGCCUCAUUUCCCCUCCCCACUAUAAAAUAAGAUUCGUGGCAAUUCCCUGCCCCAAACCUGACUCGAGGAUUAAUUGCUUUAAGACAUAUCCAACGGGACUAGGGAGAGGGCUCAGUGCUGCUCAGGGUCAAAGACACAAGUUCCGUCAGAGCCCAUGCAAACAGCCAGGUACCAUGUCACAGGCUUGUGAUCUCAACAUGGGGGAGACAGAGAUGCAGAUUCCUGACCCUUGAUGGACCAUCAUCUUGGCUUACUCUGUGAGCUGUAGGUUCCAGUGAGAGACCCUGUCUCAAAACUACAAGGUGAGCCCAGGUGCUGUACACCUUCAGUCCCAGCACUGGGGAGGAGGCCAGCCUGGUCAAUACAGCACGUUCUGGGACAGCCAGGGCUACACAAAGAGAGCCCAUCUUGAAAAAACAAAACAAACAAACAAACAAAAAACAGUGGAAUGGAUGCCUGCAGAGGCCCAGUACCUGAGGCUGGCUUGUAAUCUCCACACAGCCAUGCUAUUGCAUUUUAAGACCUUGGAGAAGUCCAGUGUUGAGCAGAAGUGAGUCUAAACUGAAGAUUUGCCUGGAAAUUUCUGCCUGGAUAUGCCACUGGAGAACUUUAGGAAAUUUUUAUUUCUUCCUUAGGCAUCAGUUUCCCUGUCUGCAAAAGAAAGGGACU